Molecule: messenger RNA, 2511 nt
Organism: Erinaceus europaeus (western European hedgehog)
Lineage: Eukaryota; Metazoa; Chordata; Mammalia; Eulipotyphla; Erinaceidae
Gene: ACSBG2
Product: acyl-CoA synthetase bubblegum family member 2
Exons: 15
Coding region: 240-2351 (703 amino acids)
Cellular component (GO): membrane; endoplasmic reticulum
Molecular function (GO): long-chain fatty acid-CoA ligase activity
Source: RefSeq, a predicted model, not a curated record
CACUGGGCUGCCCACCCCUUGCCUUGUGUAUCUGGCCCCGUCCUGGCUGGAUCCAGAUGGUUAGGGGGCCAGGGAGGCCCGAGAUCAGCCUUCCAGGAGGGACAACUGGUCAGCCACGUUCCUGGAAAGUAAACACCUUGAGUGACUGUAUGUCCCAGCUCCAUCUGCACCCUCAUGGCCAGAGACCCGUCUCCUGAGGAGAGGCAGACCCCAAGCAGAUACGACAGAGCAGCCCCAGGAUGCCCCGCAGACAAGACCCCUGGUGGGGCCCGGACCUCAACUUGGGGUUGAACUCAGAGGCAGCCUACACCUACAAGGGGAUCCACAGUCGGACCAGGCCUGAGACCCCCGGGCCCCCGGCUGGCAAGCUGGAGAGACUGGAGAUAGAGGAAAGCGAUUCUAAAGUGGAGCACAGGCCGUGGGUCACACAUGCGGACGAAGAGGUCAUCAUUCGCAUGAGCAAGCACGGCCCGGGCCACGAGGCUCCCAUCACCAUCCCUGACCUGUUUCGGGAGUCCGUCCUGCGUUUCGGCUCCUACUCAGCCCUGGCAUCCAAGACCCGGAACAAGUGGGACGUUCUCAACUUUAACCAAUACUACACAUUCUGCCGGAGGGCUGCCAAGGCCCUCAUCAAGCUGGGCUUGGAGCGCUUCCACGGGGUCGGGAUCCUGGGGAUCAACUCGGUGGAGUGGAUCAUCGCCUGCAUGGGGUCCAUCUUGGCGGGGGGCCUUUGCGUGGGCAUCUAUGCCACCAACACGGCCGACGCCUGUCAUUUCGUCAUCACGCAGGCCAAGGUGGACGUGCUGCUGGUGGAGAACGACCAACAGCUGCAGAAGAUUCUGUCGAUUCCACAUGGCGGCAAGGAGAUGCUGAAAGCCAUUGUGCAGUACAGAGCCCCCAUAAAGCAGAGCUGGGAGAACCUCUACAGCUGGAAAGACUUCUUGGAGCUGGGCAGCCACAUCUCAGACUCGCAGCUGGACCAGCUCAUGGAAAGCCAGAAGGCCAACCAGUGUGCCGUACUCAUCUAUACCGCGGGGACCACAGGCAACCCCAAGGGCGUCAUGCUGAGUCACGAUAAUAUCACGUGGACGGCUGGGGCGGUGGCCAAGGACCUGGGGCUGCACAUGGCGGCAGAGAAGCAGGAGGUGGUGGUGAGCUACCUGCCUCUCAGCCACAUCGCAGCUCAGAUCAUGGAUGUCUGGAUCCCUCUGAAGAUCGGAGCAUUCACGUACUGUGCUCCACCCGAUGCCCUCCGGGGCACCCUAUUGAGCACACUGCAGGAGGUGAAGCCCACCGCCUUCCUGGGGGUGCCCCGAAUCUGGGAGAAGAUGCAGGAGAAGGUCAAAGAGUCGUGCGGCAAGUCAUCCAGCCUGAAGAAGAAAGUGUUUUCUUGGGCCCAGAACGUGGGCCGGAAGAUGAGCACCCGGAGGUUAUUGGGGUUUCACGAAGUGCCCAUGAACUACCGCAUGGCCAAGGCACUUGUGUUCAGCAAGGUCCGUCAGUCCCUGGGCCUGGAGCACUGCCAAUUGUUCAUCAGUGGGACGGUGGCCCUCAGCCACGAGACCACCGAGUUUUUCCUCAGCCUUGACAUGCCCAUCUGUGAGGUCUAUGGUCUGAGCGAGAGCUCGGGGCCCCACACAGCCUGCACCCCCAACAACUACCGACCUUUGAGCUGCGGUAAAUCCCUGUCGGGCUGUAAGACCCUCCUGUACCAGCAGAACAAUGAGGGCGUGGGUGAGGUCUGCCUGUGGGGCCGCCAUGUCUUCAUGGGCUACCUGGACAAGGCAGAGGCCACCCAGGACACCCUGGAUGAAGACGGCUGGCUGCACUCAGGAGACCUGGGCUGCAUGGACCAUCAGGGCUUCCUUUACAUAACCGGGCGCAUCAAAGAAAUGCUUAUCACGUCGAGCGGGGAGAACGUUUCCCCUGUGCCGAUUGAGAACAAAGUCAAGGAGAGGCUCCCUAUCAUCAACCACGCUGUGCUGGUGGGCCACCGGGAGAAAUUCCUCAGCAUCCUGCUGACACUCAAGUGUGAGGUGGACAAGUUGAGCGGCGAACCCACCAACAAGUUGAGCCUGGAGGCGGUCACCUUCUGCCAGAAGCUGGGGAGCCAAGCCACCACCGUCUCGGAAAUUGUGGAGUUCCACGACCCGUUGGUUUAUAACACCAUCCAGGAGGCCAUCAAUGCCGUCAACCAGGAGGCCGUGUCUACCGCCCAGCGUAUCCAGAAGUGGGUUAUACUGGACAAAGAUUUCUCCAUCUAUGGCGGGGAGCUGGGCCCCACAUCCAAGAUCAAGAGACAGUUCAUAGCCCAGAAAUACAAAGACCAAAUCGAAAACUUCUACCACUGACUUCUUGCAGGCCCCAGGAGGGCUGGUGGAACCAACAGAAAAGGCUUCACAUCUUUGGAGAGCUGGGGGGCGGCCCCACCCACUCAACUUCUUGGGGAGACACCACGAGUCCUUCCAUCAAGCUCUGGUAUUAAAGCGCUUCAGGAUGCAGAGCUGACAA